Closterium sp. Naga37s-1 is the source of this 4815-nucleotide messenger RNA. The record is from the annotation of a GenBank genome assembly. Lineage: Eukaryota; Viridiplantae; Streptophyta; Zygnematophyceae; Desmidiales; Closteriaceae.
AUGUUCCAAACCGUAAGUUGCAUUCUUUACUCCAACAACAAGUCAGCACCGCAGCCGACUAGAGAUUCAGGGUCUUUUCACUUGUGCAUACCCGUGUAUGGUGCAUGCUCCCGCUGUGGGCCAUCAGGUGAUUGCAGCAUACGCCUCGUGCAUGGGGCUGCCUCUCUUCCGCCGCCGCAUCAAAGGCUCCUCCAAGUAUGCUCGCCCAUCCCCUCCUCCCUCUCACGCGCUCUCCCUCUCCUUCGCUCCCCUCCCUCUCACCCCCUAUCUUCCCUCUCAUCUCAUCCAAGCAUGAUCUCUCACCCAUUCCUUCCCUCUCAACCCCUUCCCUCUGUCUCUGCUGGUGCUGCAUCCAACGCUCCUCCAAGUGCGUUCGCCUGUCCCUUCCUCACUACUUCUCAUUCCUCCCUUAUGCCUCUCAUCCAAGUGCGCUCGCCCUGCCUGCCACACCCUUCUCCUCCCGUCCUUCCCUGCAUCCAGCAUCUGGCCAUGCGGUACAGCACCACAGCCGGGGACGAGGUGGAGGACAUGGAGGUGCUGCUCAGGGUUGUGAAGAAACACCUGCCAGCUGUGCAGGGCGUGUCAGUGGGAGCAAUAGCAUCGGACUAUCAGCGGGAGCAAGUGGAGCACGCGUGCUUGAGACUGGGGCCUGGGCCUCAUUCCUCUUCUCCUCCUCUUCCGCCCAUCCCUUCUGUUCAUCCCAUUUCCAUCCAUACUCACAUCACAGCCGUGCAGGGCGUGUCGGUGGGGGCGAUGGCAUCGGACUAUCAGGGGGAGCGGGUGGAGCACGUGUGCUCGAGGCUGGUACUUCCUUACUCCGCCCCCCUCCUUUCCCCCCAUUCCUCUCUCCCUCAUCUCAUCUCUUCUCCUCCCCAUCAACUGUCAGCCGUGCAGGGCGUGUCGGUGGGAGAAAUAGCAUCGGACUAUCAGAGGGAGCGGGUGGAGCACGUGUGCUCGAGGCUGGGCCUCACCCCUCUCGCCUACCUGUGGCAGCGACCGCAGAAAGCACUGCUAGACGACAUGAUUGCAGCGGGCAUCCACGCUAUUCUCAUCAAGGUGGCGGCUCUGGGCCUGCGACCAGAGAAGCAUCUGGGGAUGCGGUUGGAGGAGAUCCGAGGCACCAUGCAUGCGCUAGCAGGAGAGCAAUCUGGGGGAGCGGUUGGAGGAGGUGCAAGACACCAUGUAUGCCCUGGCUGGGAGACAAAUGGGGCUGCGAGGAGAGGAGCAAUCUCAACAGCAGCCCUGAGGGAAAGGGAACGGGGGAAGGGGGAUGUGGGGAAGCGGGAUGGGGGUAAGGGGGAUGGGGAAAGAGGGGGAGUUGGGCAGAGAGGGGAACAGAUGAAGGGACAGUGGAGAGUGAUUGAGAAGCAAGGGGAGGCGAAAGGAGGUGUGCAAGAGCGCAUAGAGGUAGCCACCGUGCACAUCAUGCUGUUCUCGCCCAACCCUCCUCAUGCGCGCAUAGUGGUGGGCAGCUCUCACAUCAUGCUGCACUCGCCAGACCCGGUCAUCCCUGUGGGCGUGGGAGCCAGCCACAUGCGCGCGCGCAUAGUGGUGGACAGAUCUUACAUGCGCGCGCGCAUAGUGGUGGACAGAUCUUACAUGCGCGCGCACAUAGUGGUGGACAGAUCUUACAUGCGCGCGCGCAUAGUGGUGGACAGAUCUUACAUGCGCGCGCGCAUAGUGCAUGCGCGCAUAGUGGUGGACUCCUCUCACAUCAUCUUACACUCGCCAGACCCUGUUGCACCUGUGGGCGUGCUGCGAAUCACAGCCUUCCACGUGGCACCCAAGACCCAGGAUGGGGCUGCAGCUCCUGCUGAUGCUGCUGACGUGGCUCUCCCUUCUCCGGUGAUUAUUGAUGCCAAUGACGAGGAUGCUCUUAGCGAGGACAGCACUGGCACCACAGUGGGAGCAGCAGGGGGGGCUACAACCGGAACAGGGGCAGCAGCGGGAGAGGGAAACAGGGGGUUGGAUGGGGUGCAGGUGGCGCAGGCAGGGGAGGGGAGGGGAGGGGAUGUGGUGCAGGUGCCAGUGGCAGUGCAAUGGCAUGGGUUUGCAUUCAUUGCAUGCGACACACAGGGGCACGAUGCAGAGGGUAGGGGUGAUGCUGCUGAGGAUAAGCAUGAUAACCUGGCCUCCCAUCUUUCCAUCGCCCUCUCCUCCAUCUCCCACACCCUCCACUCGCUCUCCCUCUCCUGGGCGCACGCCCUCUACGUCCACCUGUACCUCGCUGACAUGGCGCAGUUCGGCGCCGCCAACUCAGCGUACGUGCGCCACAUCACCGAAGCCGAGUGCGUGGACGGCGUGCCGUCGCGGUCCACUGUAGAGCUGCCACUUGGCGCCUCAUCAUUGGGCGGCAGCGGUGGAAGCAGCACGGAAGGGGUUCUCUUGCUGGGCACCCUCCUGCAUCGGCCCUUACAGCCAGCACGAGCCACAAGGCGGAGUCCUGUGGAUGGCGGGGCAAUUGGGUCUGGACCCGCCAAUCAUGGAGCUGGUGGGGGGAGGGGCGAGGAGACAGGCAGAGAGGGCGCUGAGGAGCUGCGAGAAAGAGAUAUCUUUGCUCCCCCUUCCGCCUUUUUCCCCCUCCCUCCUCUCCCCCAGAGCACGAGCUUCAAGGGAGUGCUGUGGAUGGCGGGGCAAUUGGGUCUGGACCCGCCCUUUAUGGAGCUGGUGGGGGGAGGGGCGACGCAGCAGGCAGAGAGGGCGCUGAGUAGCUAUGAUGAGUCAAUGUCCCCCAUUUCCCGCUUUUCUUCUCUCGUCCAGUGCACGAGCUUCAUUUUUGAGGUGCCUCAAAAGUCGUCAAUGUUCCCCCUUCCCCUUUUCUUCUCUCUUCCAGAGCACGAGCUUCAAGGGAGUCCUGUGGAUGGCGGGGCAAUUGGCACGAGCUUCAAGGGGGUGCUGUGGAUGGCGGGGCAACUGGGUCUGCACCCCCCAAUCAUGGAUGGAGCUGGUGGAGGGAGGGGCGAGGAGACAAGCAGACAGAGAGGCAGGCAGGGCGCUGAGGAGCUCACGAGCUUCAAGGGAGUCCUGUGGAUGGCGGGGCAACUGGGUCUGGACCCCCCAAUCAUGGAGCUGGUGGAGGGGGGGGCGAGGAGACAGGCGGAGAGGGCGCUGAGGAGCUGUGAGGCUGUUGCUGCUGUGGUGAAGGGGAGGGAUGGGGCUGGUGUGGUUGGAGGGGAGAGAAAGGAGGUGGCACGGGCAGUUGAGGAGUUUUUUGCAGCUGCCCGGAGGGAGAGGAGGGAGAUUAGGGCAGCAGUGCGAAGUGGGAAGAAGAGGAGAGAGGAGACGGGGGAGGGGCAGGGAGAAGAGGGAACGGGGGAGAAAGGAGGUGGAGGAGGGGAAGGGGAGGUUGAAGGAAGAGGGGAGGGGAAACGUGAGGGGGAGUGGGGUGUGGGGCGAUGGUGGGUGGUGGGGCAUGGAGGGGAGGAGGGAGUAGAUAAGAAGGAAGGAAAGGAGUCAGCUGCUGGUGCUGGUGAUGGCACGGUGGGUGCAAGUGGUGCUGUAGCAGGGGAGGGAGAGGGAAGAGAGGAAGAGGAGGAGGAAGAGGAGGGAGGAGAGGGAGAUGAGGAAGAUAGGGAGGAGCAGGGGUCAGAGGGGGUGAUAGCAGCAGAUGCGCGGCUGCAGUUUGUGGUGGUACCAGGACUGCCUAAAGGGUACGUGCGUGCCCUUGCUGGGCCCUUGCUGGGCCCUUGCUGGGGUAAGAAUGUGGUGCAGCAGGAGGAGUCAGCGGGAGUGAUUGCAGCAGAUCCGUUGCUGCAGUAUGCGGUUGUACCAGGACUGAGGGCAUCUGUUGAGAUUGCUCCUCUCCUCGCAGCCCCAUUUCUCUCCUACUCUUCUGCCACCUCAGCUGCCCCGUGGCCGAGUUCCCUCACCCCCCUGCACCUCCCAUCCACGUCAGCACCUUGCCACGUGUCAAACACAGACGGCCACACGUCAGUUCUAGGAAAUCAGCUGGCAGGGAUGAGCUUGGGUGAAGAGAAAGAAGGGGUCGAGUCAGCCGCGGCAGACAAAGAGACGGGGGCAAAGGAGGUUGACAGAAUUUUGGGUGAUAUGGCAGAGGAAGGCAGGCAGAGAGGGGCAGAGGUCACAGACAGUAUGGCAGAGGGAGCAGCGGGGAGGAGUGAGGGAGACGAGGGGGAGAUGCAGGGGAGAGUGGCUGUGGGGGGAAGGGCAGAGGGGGUGAGCAUUGCUGGGCAAGCCACCGCAGCAGCGGGUGCUUUCUGUCGCGUGCACCUGUGGGUGGAGCAGGCGAGGGGGGAGGAGACAGAGGCAGAACAAGGGAGAGAGUGUGAAGCGCAUCACUCUCUUGCACAUGGGGUGGAGGCAGCGGGUAGUGCAGGUGGGGAGGGGCAGGCCAGGGAGUCACUCGCUGACAGCUUUGUCGAUGGGGUUGCAGGCGGAUGUGUCAGCAUGCUGUCAGAUGCCCUCCGCGUGGCACGCCUUGAUUGGCCCGAUGUUGCGGAAAGAAAAUCACAUGCUGCUCUUCUUGCCCUCGUCACUCCCCUCCCUCCUCGAACCCCCUCGUCAACCCCACAGAUGCUUCGUGCGUAUGUUCCUGUGGGAGGGCCCAUCCCCAUCCCUGCCCUGUCACUCGCCCUCAAGGCUCAUCUCUCCAAGACCCUGCACAACCGAACGCAAUCCCAACCCUCCAAUGAGACACCUGCUCCAAGCCACCAUCAUGGCCCUUCUGCUGCUGCUGCUGCUGCUGCUGCUGUGGCAGUGGCGCCGUGCCCAAUCGUGGUGCCGGUGACAGCUGUGGGGCCCACAGCUGCUGCUGAUGCUCUCCUGGCAGUGGAGCUGACAGCAUUCGGGGCAUGA